Rhineura floridana is the source of this 2921-nucleotide messenger RNA. It is a transcript of the gene CLEC11A, whose product is annotated as C-type lectin domain containing 11A. Bases 138 to 1061 code for a protein of 307 amino acids. Lineage: Eukaryota; Metazoa; Chordata; Lepidosauria; Squamata; Rhineuridae. The record is from RefSeq and is a predicted model, not a curated record. The transcript is spliced from 4 exons.
GAAAAAGAGGGAGAGGAGGAGGCACAGAAGGAGAGGCAGAUCCAGGACAUUCUUGAGUUGGUUUGGGGGAGAUUCAGGAGAACUGACACCCCCUCCUCUUCAUCUGUACGCCAAGUCUCAGUGGAGAGAGAAGCACCAUGGAGCUUUGGCCUCUGGUGCGGCUGCUGUUCUUGGGCAUGCUGCUGAGGGCAGCUCAGGGACAGAGGGACGAACUCAGCUCCGAGGAGGAAAGAAAAGCUCUGAUGCUGAAGCAUCUGCAAGAGGUUCUGGAGCUAUCAGAGGUGUCCGAAGAGGAGGCUGCACAGGAGGUCACCCUGACAGAGGUAGAGGACCGAGAUGGCAAGGAGAUCUUGGAUGAAAAUGUGGAGGAGGAAGGGCAUGAGGAACAGCCUGCCCAUCCCACUCUGUUGACCUCAACUACAGCAUCCCCAGCUCAGCAGGAGGAGGAGGAUGGCUUCACCUAUGUGUUCUCACGCCUGAACAGCCUGGAUGCAGCUGUCCACCGCCUCAAUGUACAGUUCUACCACAUGGACGUGCGGGUGUCUCAGUUCUCUCAAGGCCUGGCUGAACUGAAGGGGAGCCUGGCUGAGGCUCAUGAGUCACUCGCCUCCUUGAAAGAAGUUGCCACGCGCAACCAGAAAGACCUCGGACGAAUUGAUGGUUGCUUGCGGGGCCGGCGCACCCAGACGAAAUGCUUCCUGAUCUUCAAGGACUUUGAGGUCUACGAUGGGGCACAAAAACUGUGUGCGGUCAGGGGAGGACACCUGGCCAUGCCCGUGGAUGCCACUGAGAUGGCCGUCCUCCGCCGCUAUCUCCACGAUGCCUUCCAGCCUUACAACUGGCCAGCCUGGGUGGGCAUCCAUGACCGGCGCUCGGAAGGGUUGUGGCUCUUUGAGAACGGGCAGCGUGUGUCCAUCUUCGACUGGUACCGCGACCACUUGGUGACUCAGCCCAACGGCGGCACCCGGGAGAACUGCGUCUCCCUCAGCUCCGAUGACGGGAAAUGGUGGGACAAUGACUGUGAGAGGCGAAUGUAUUACAUCUGCGAGUAUCGCCUCUAGGAAGCAGCUCUUUCCAAGCCCAGCCCCUUUGCGCACAUGAUUGCCAUUGGUAUCCUUCCACUAAUGGUGCAAUGAUUAGCGCAUGUGUGCUGUGAGAGCCUACAGUCUCUGGAAGGCAGUGCCUUUUCUCAUCUUUUGCAUGUGCAUGCACGUUUUGCCUGUUCCACCUCCCCAACCCUGCCUGAAGACACACACAUCCUGCCCCAAGCUAUAAAAUAUACACACAGUUGCUGGUGGCCCCGUUAGGUAAACCAUCCCUUUUAUUUAGUAACCCCCUAUCCACACACAAUAAUAAAUUGUAUCUAGCCCUUCACAUGGGGAAAUGUCCAUAGCUUGCAAAAGAACAGCAACUCUCUUCCACAAGGCUUUGCUUUUUCUGUUGCAUGGUGACACUGGCAAUCAUAAUUUAACAUGACCUAUUUGGAACUGAACUGUCUAAAGGGGUCCAGUGUGCAAUGGACUUCAAAGCGGGGGGGGGGAAGAACUUGUUAUGCUGAAAGCAUGGUGGUGACCCUGCAGCCCAUUGCACAUUAGGGCCCUUUAGACAAACUCAGUUCCAUGCUGAGAAGCCGCUGCUUAGGGGGAAAUGCAGUUCUCUGUCUCCAUCCUAAAGGCUGAACUAAGCAUGAUGUUUGCCAUGCGGUUUGGCCUUGUCUGCAAGGCUGAUUUUUCCUUAACAAGUAACUGGUGCAUUGGAGGUGAUGAGCUGAUCAGGACAGUGGCAUUGUGUGUGUGUGUGUGCAUGCUUUAACCCUUUGCCUCCCAGCCUUGAUUGGACCCUCUGUGACUUCUUAUUUGCAGAGAGGAAAGGUUCCAUUUGAACAGAACAGCAGCACUGGGGGGGUGGGGAGGAGUAUUCAUCCCUUCCCAGAUCUAAACUGUAUUCCUUGAAGCUACUUAUUAACUCCACUGGGGGAAAAUACAGGUACAAAAUGGCUGCUUUUGAGUUAAGCAAAUAUACAGAGAUUCGAUCAUGGAUCUUGUAUGUCACAUCUGCUUCAGCCCCUUUUAAUUUAGAGCCCUCCCCUCAUAAAUUCCUCAGUGGGGCAAAAUGCUAGACAACUUUAUCCUGAAGAAGUGGCAUUUUAGAAAUAAACUUCAGGGACAGCAGAUCUACCCCAUAUAAGCAAAAAUAUUGAUUUAUGGGUGACAAACUCUUUGCCGUCUUGCUUUCAAAUUCUCCCAGUUGCUCUGGCUUUCUGCCACCAGGAGACAAGGCCAGCAGUCCUUUAGUACAGUACAAUCCCAUGCAUGUUUAGUUAGUGGCACAUCCCGCUAAGUUCAAUGGGCCAUACUCCCUAGUGAGUUUUAGGACUGCAGCCUUUAAGUGUUGCAUUGCCUGAUGUUGCAGCUUGAUCUUUCUUUCUUACACUGCCAAAUAAAGUUUAGCGAGAAGAUGGUGUACUUCCUCACCAUAUGUACCUGUUCCCUUCAUAUUGGUCCAAAAGCCAUUACUGAAUACACUUUAUGGGAUCAAAGGGGGGGGAAAUAUGAUCGUUCUAGAAUCUUUAAGAAGUAUGGAUUAGAUGAGGGGGCAUUAAAGAGAUACACUGCAGGAUGGCAAUAGAGCUGAAUCAUGGGGUCAAAGGGCAAUCUGUGAAUCACAUCACAGUUGUUAAAGCAAGCAGAUGGAAUGGAAUUCUUCCCUCAGAUGCAAACCCCUUUAGCUCCACUAUACCCCCUCCCACACACACUUUCUAGGACGGCUUUUACCAGCCUAGUGGCCUCCAGCUGUUUUGGACUACAACUCCUAUCAGUCCCUAGGGCAUAACCUCCUGCCUUUGCCUUGGGGUAAAUCUCUCCAGCUGCCCCAUCUCUCCUAUUCAUCUUCCUUAGUAAAACCAGAAGUGCCCUUUUAAA